GGCUGGGAGCUGCUCAGUCUGCCUGCUCUCACACUCCCGUCCGGACAGAGAGGGGCUCCUCCGGUACCGAUGAGACCACACAGCCGGGACCAGGGCUGAACUGAAGAAGACGGACCAUCCACAUGCAGUGACACAUCCAGGGGCUUCACACCGACAGCGUCGCGGCGGAGGAACCGUUUCCUUGGCUGUUUUUUUUGACACAUUUUUUUUUUUCUUUUUUUUUGAAAACAAGACGCAUAUCAGAGGGGGGGAAGAUGUUGCUCAAGGAGUACAGGAUAUGCAUGCCCCUCACAGUGGAGGAGUACCGGAUCGGGCAGCUGUACAUGAUCAGUAAACACAGCCACGAGCAGAGCGACCGAGGAGAGGGGGUGGAGGUCGUCCAGAAUGAGCCGUAUGAAGACCCGGCACACGGCCAAGGACAGUUCACCGAGAAGCGAGUCUACCUCAACAGUAAAUUACCCAGCUGGGCUCGAGCAGUGGUUCCCAAAAUCUUCUACGUGACAGAGAAAGCAUGGAACUAUUAUCCUCACACGAUCACAGAAUACACCUGCUCAUUCUUACCCAAGUUCUCCAUCCACAUAGAGACAAAAUACGAGGACAACAAAGGAUGCAAUGACAACAUUUUCGACAGCGAGCUGAAGGACCAGGAGAGGGAGGUGUGUUUUGUCGACAUCGCCUACGAUGAGAUCCCCGAGCGCUACUACAAAGAGUCUGAGGACCUGCGGUAUUUUAAGUCAGAGAAGACGUCACGGGGGAUGCUUCAGGAGGGCUGGAGGGACACCCAGGAUCCCAUCAUGUGCUCCUACAAAUUGGUCACUGUCAAGUUUGAAGUCUGGGGUCUACAGACACGAGUAGAGCAGUUUGUACACAAGGUGGUUCGAGAUGUACUGCUACUGGGACACAGGCAGGCCUUUGCCUGGGUGGAUGAGUGGAUUGACAUGACAAUGGAUGAAGUGAGAGAGUUUGAGCGCACCAUUCAGGAGGCCACCAACCAGAAGAUCGGGAUAUUUCCCCCGUCGAUCUCCAUUAGCGAGACGCCCCUGUCCUCCUGUGCCCUCACCGGCCCUGCCAGCGCCCCCUCCACACCCAUGUGCACUGAUGCGCCCGAGUUCCUCUCCGUUCCCAAGGACCGACCCCGCAAGAAGUCUGCCCCAGAAACCCUUACCCUUCCCCACCCAGCCCCGAGUGAUGUCCCCCAGGGCUCCACUCUGAGCCCACAAACGGUGUCAAACAACCUCCCAUCAGCCACACCCCCCUCCUCCAAUUCUGAUCACGCUGAGGCAGGGGGACAGUAGAGGGACACUGGGAUGCUUUCCUCCACCCUGCUUUACUUGUUCCGCCCACACCAUUGUCUUAGUAGCCCAGUGAGACUAGUCUAAUCUCCACACACCAGUGCCCAGACUUUCAAGUUUCUCUAGCGAUCCCUUGAUGUAGUCAUGAGCACAGACACACACACACACACACACACACACACACACACACACACACACAAACCUCUAAUGUAAAGAACCACUCUACAAUUCUUCAACAGUGUUGUCCUGACCAGGCAGCUGUAGGCUCAACCACGCCAGUGUGGCUGACUUCCUCUUCCGUGAGCUUAACCAAUCAGAUGUCUUAUCUGCUCUUACAACCAACCAUGAUGUCUCAUCACGAUAAAGAGCAUUCACAAGGAUUUUUGUUCAGUCGCUGUCCAUUAUUGUACAUGAAUGAUUCUCAUGGUUUAUUUGGUCAUGUUUAGAAGUUAUGUUUUUUUUUUUUUUUUCCAAUCAAGCUAGCUGUUUACCUUCAAGCUAUUGAAAUAUGAAGUAGUUCCCUUGGCAUCGCAAAGCCAGUGGUUUUAAUUAGUUCUAACCACAUUAGCAAUUGAAUGACUGAUAAUUAUUUUCUGCUUGUCAGUCAGACAUCAGCUAACAGCCAUUUAACUUUAUGAUAUUAUCAAUCAAAAAUGAAGACAAUGGAUAAAAUCAGCAGUACAAAUUUAUGUGGAGUCGUACACUCACACUCUAAAGAGGCAGCCAAGUACCCUCAGAAUGACACCACCCAGUAACUGUUUCAUUGACAGUCCAUCCAAACUGGCCUCAGAUUUGUUUGCACCCAUCCUGUCCAUUCCACACUCCAGUUAUAAAACAGAUGCAAGAUCAGUACAAUCAUAGAGAGAGUUUGCACCUCAGGUCUCCCCAACUCUACUGGGUUCACACUUUGGAAAGGCAGGGACUUAACUGUACUUUCUUUCCCUGCUUAUUGCCAAACAGCCACAUUUUAUACCUCCACCGAUAUUACAAUACAGAAACUAUUGUUAUGUAUUAUUUCAAUCUACUUAGUCCUUGGAACGUUUACACAUUAGCAACCAUAGAACAUUUGCAGAUUAAAGGUAACAUUUUAGCAUAAGCUGCUGUUAUAACUGUGUCUGCAGUUUUUUGAGUAGCAUAACAAUUUAAUAAUAUUACAAUGGAGGUUGUUCAAGUUUUUGUUGCAGAUAUACAGUAUUACUCAAGUUGACUGAAAAGUCAUCACAACAGCAAACUUAAGUAAAAUGUUUCCUGAAACAAAUGCUGGACUCAUGCUCAUGUGACAUAAAUGUGAUCCAAUUUUAUCAAAUCAGCAAAUCACUUUAAUGUCAUAUGUAGGAACAAGGCCAUUUUGGGGAGUUUAAGUGUUGACCGAUAUUAGAGCACAGUGGAGGUAAUGGAAAAAUCACAACUCAAUUUUGGGGAAGGGCACUUGCAUCAAGCUGACUUGAGUAUGUGCUUUGUUAGCUGUGCAUUGAUUGCAUUGUGUUUGCAGAGAUGCUGAUCGUUAUUGCUUGCCAGUGCUGGUAAACACCGAGCCAAUGUUUUGCCGGGCUCGGAAAAAUGAUUUUGAAACCGGAACAUCCUUUGCAGCGACUUCUUUUUUGUGCUUGGCUUGCACUGCUAGUUGCCAUCUAAAACCUUAAGGGGGAAAUGAAUACAGGAGGACAGCAGGUUUUUCUCUGAUGGAAAAUCCCCCCUUUCUUUACAAGGAUGCUAUUCAAAGAAAGGGUUCUUAUAUGCUGCAUGGAAUGUUCACAAACAUAUAUACAUAUUAUAGAAAGUAUAUAUGUAUAUACUGUAAAUGGCUGGAUGCGUAUGUUUGGUGAUGAAAAUGUAUGAAGAAAGUGAAUGCCAACUUGGGAAGCUCUGUAGUAAUUUUUGUACAAUAGAAAGUUUUGAUUGAAACGUAAGCAUGCCCUGAGAGUAUAGGCCUACAAACUCUCUGAACUCAGUGCCUCUGCAUGCAACAACUGUAUCGUCUCCUACAUGUAUGUAUACCAAAAUUUCUUACUAUAUUUCAUCUACAAAAACACAAACUUUUUGUGUUACUUAACCUAUUGUUUUUAUCUCAAGUUUGCUAAUCAGUUUAUUGCAUUUUUACCAAGAAUAAAGAAGGCUGCAGCCUCACAUAGCCAAGGCCUACUACCAAGACAGAUCCGCUCAGUCAUAUCAAACCACAUAAUCAGACUUUCCAUUUAACAGGGCUAGCUUGCUGAUGUUAUAUUUUAGGAAACAUAAAUAUUUUUUCCCCGUUCAUAGCAGUUACUUUUACCUGUAAAGUUCAAAUGCAUUUAGCACUUUCCAAUCUUUGACACCUUAUUUGACAAUGAAGGAAUGUGUUACAGUACAGUCAAGUUCUUGUUAGGUUAUGUUGGACCAAAGUCCUAUUCUAUUGCAUAGUAAUUUCAAAAGCUGGUUGAAGAGAUAGUCCUCAAUGGUCUCGCCAUCAAAUAUUGUCAAUAUUCUGUACAAAGGGUUCUCACUUACUUUUGUUUGAAAAGAGAAAACAAAAAAACAGAACUGUAGCUAUUUAUCUGUAACUGUAGCUUUUGUCUUUGCUGUUUUGCUGAUUUAAUUUCUUUUAAGGAUACAAGUUUCAUACACCAGUUAGUGGCCCUCUAUACUGAUGUAAUAUGUAUAGAUUAUACAUAUUUAAAACUCUGGUAUUGACCAUCGCUCUUGUCAGGAACACAGAGAUCCAGGGAUAUGUUUGAUCUACAACGGGCUAUUAAAAAUAAUGCAAAAUAUCCGACUGUGUAACAUCAAGCUCUGCUCUGUUUGACAGAGUCAUAUAUUAGAUAUUGUAAUACUGUUGUAAAUGACUAACAUUGGUUUCUUACACUGAAUCUGUUCCAAGUUCCAUUACAGAUAUCAUCACAUGAAUAUAUUUAUAAAGAUUUCAAGUGGACAAAGAAGGAUAUUCUUUAGUAUUUGUGUAAUGGAUGAUGUGAUUUUACAUCUUCAAUUUCACAGCUAUGGAUAUGUUUUAUUCUAGAGGUAGCCGUAAUAUGUGUCUGAAUCUCUAUGAAAUCAUCAACCAUUCAGGAUGCUGAGUUCACACUCCUCAGUCGGGAAUUAAGACUCCUCAUUGUAGUGGUGCACUUUUGACUCUCCAGUUGCUUUUUGGUGACCCUGCAGGACAAAAUUCUUUGUAAAAGUUGUAAAACAAAAGCUUUUCUUUCGAGUUGGGUGGCUGCUUUGACGUUUAAUUGCCAUGUUUUUUCAGAGGUGAUUGGCUUUUCAGUUGUAACUUUUUUGUAGUAAACCUGCUGUAACUUUGAUUUUGUGGUUGCUGUAUUUUUUUUUUUUUUUAAGGAAAAUUUAAAUUUGUGCAUCAUUAUUUCUCUGGAUAAAAGGACCAAGCUUUUCACUCCCCUCCCCUCCUCCUGAUGCAAUUUGCGUUUUGCCAGGCUGUUGUGCUGUCUCCUGUUAUCUGAAGUGCCAUCCUUGUUCGGCUGCUGGAAGUCGCUCUGGGUUCUUCCACUUUAACUAUUAUUAUAGUUGUUAUAUUUUUACUGCCCUUUGAGGUUAAUUUGGUUCUCUGUUGUAAUUAUUGUUUCACUAUUUUCUGAAAUAGACAAAUAAAGUUUACUUGCUAUUACAAUUUA
Molecule: messenger RNA, 4900 nt
Organism: Myripristis murdjan (pinecone soldierfish)
Lineage: Eukaryota; Metazoa; Chordata; Actinopteri; Holocentriformes; Holocentridae
Product: cytoplasmic phosphatidylinositol transfer protein 1-like
Exons: 9
Coding region: 255-1295 (346 amino acids)
Biological process (GO): phospholipid transport
Cellular component (GO): cytoplasm
Molecular function (GO): phosphatidylinositol transfer activity; phosphatidylinositol binding
Source: RefSeq, a predicted model, not a curated record